GCGGUUAGGCGCGGCGAAUGAAAUGAUUGUUUGAUUCAGAUUUUUAUUAUAACCAAAGGAAGAAUCGGACAAAACAAAGUGUUUGGAUUUGGAGGCCUCGCUUUGCGUGAAGGAGCGUUUCAUUCAUUCGAGUCCGCCUCGGCUCGGCUCGGUUUUUCUACCGCGGCUGCAAUGCCGCGUCUCGGCUUGGCUCGGCUUGUCCUGCUCGACUCGGCAAUAUCGAUCGCUUUGAACCCGAAGCCGUCCACCCCAAGCAGAGCUUGUCAACUGCUCUUUUUCUAGAGAUGGUAAAACUUUGUUGCUGUGCUGCGGGACAUAAAUCAUGCAGGCAGAAACUGAGGCCAACAAGUUCGUUUCAAAUAUACCACAACCUGCAUCGUCACAGUCCCACUCAGAUGUGGAUAGUUUAAAAAAUAUUGCCCUGAUAUCAGAGCGUCAGCAUGGUCACAGACCACUGGAAAUUCAUCAAGCAGAAAAUUCAGCUCUACUCCCUGGUCAAGAAACCUCUAGCCAACUAGUACUGCAUGAUAUGGCUGCACAAGAACCACAAGAACACUUACACCAGAUCGAAUCUUCUGAAGUGAUUUCCAGCAUGAACACUGGGCAAGGUCAUACAGAAGCUGCAGCUUCUGUGUCAGACAUGCAAAAUUCUGAAACAAUAGUCGACAUUGCUGCACCUGAAGUGAGGACACGAAUUCGAUCUCAAGAGGACGAUAUUGUUGUACUGCAAUCUACUUUCACGCAAACUUAUCCUCUACCAGAUGAACCCAAAAAGGUGUGCCAUUCAGUGGCCGUUCAAACCCAAUUUAAUAACACUGAAUUUGAAGCCCAGACCUACAGUGUUAUCACUGGAGAUGGGAGUGUUUCUUAUGAUAGUGAUGGAGUGCGUGUGCUUCGAGCUAUUGGGACAUGGACCCCUAAUUACCCAGGAAACGAACAGUUUGUUGAUCAGAACUCUGAGGUUUACAUGAAUGGGUCCGGCACUGUUUCAAGUCCAGAUAAUUCAAUGAUUCAACACUCGGUUAGUAGCUCACCAAACAGCGCUUCAAACUGUCUACCAACUGCAACAGUCAACAGAGAAAUGAGUUCUGACCAUUCUCAGCAUUCUCUUCAAGAUGACCAAGAAAAUGCAAAUAAACAGCCAACAGGUGACAAGGCAUUUGUGUGUCCUGUAUGCAGUAAAGGAUUGGCUCGUAAAGACAAGCUUGUUAUUCAUAUGCGGAUACACACAGGCGAGAAACCAUAUGUGUGUGAAGUCUGCGAGCGGGCGUUUGCAAGGAGAGACAAACUAGUAAUGCACAUGAAUAAAUUAAAACAUCUGACACCAUCAAAUAUUGCUCCUCUUGGCAAAAGGCAUCAUCACUCAGGAGCAGGGAUGACGGGAUUGCCAGAAAAACGUCUUGACAUGAAGCUGGAGUCUCAAGAAAUGGGAUCACCCUCUUCAUCUGUGGAUAUUCAACCGGCAACUUUGGUGCAAGUUGUUCAUGAACAACCAACAAUGACCUGGAAUUGUGAACUUUGUGGACGAAUCUGUAUCAGUCGAGAGGAGUGGACAGCCCAUGCACGCUCACAUCUGGAUGGAGAUACAGGUUUUGCGACUACCUCUAUUAGUUCCAGCCUCUCAGUACUUACACCUCUGUCAUCAUAUCAGUAUGCUGCAGCACCUCCUGAAAGACAGAUGUGUGUUGUCUGCCGACAAGACUUCCCCAACAAAACUGAACUUAUAAUGCAUUUACGCUCUCAUUUUGUUGGAAAACCGGAGCUUUUGGCAAACCAUGUGGCAAGUCUAACUGACUCAACAGGAGUUUGUUCAUAAGUUUCCCCCUGAAUAGCAGGAACAUUCCUUUCAAGAUGUUUUGUCAAAGUACAAAUGUACUUGCUGUCUUAAUCUUGUAGGUACAAUAAUUUCUUUAAGACUAAAGAAUUUCUUUUGAGAUUUGUAUAAGUGACCUCCCUCCUUCUUGUAAGAUUUUGUUUUGCUGCUAUGUAAAUUGAGCUCUCUAUUUUGGAUGUUUUGAUCAAAAAUGUUAAAACCAAUUUUAAACAUUUUAUGUUGUUGCUUUUUGUGUUGUUGAAUGUGCCAUGAAACAAAUUUACUAGUCUUAUCAUGUCAUAUCAUUGCUUAUUUUAUCCCUCUUAGUUUUGUGAACCAAGAUUAUGGAAUGUAUUUUUAUGAAGUAUUUUGAAGAAUUUUGUUUGAUGUAAUUUCGAUAAAACCAUUAUUUGGCAUUUGCAAAAAAUGUUAUUUUCUACUAGAAAGAUAUUUAACUGAUGGUUGUAGAUUUAUAACUUUUACAUUGAUACAUUUUCUAGCUUGUACCUGCCUCUCUGAUCUGAUCACUUUUGAGUUAUGCAGGUAGACAUGUUGUUUACCUCCUUUUGACCUAUCCAUUAAGGCAAAGAAACAGAACCUUCCCAAAUUUACUGCCCUAGCUUUUUAAUUUUGGAAGAAUCUUAAAAUUUUGAUCAGCAUGGCUUCCUUUUAAUUAUUAUUAACUUUUUUGGUAUUAUUUUGUUACAUUGACAUGUGAUCUCUCCAUGCUAGAUGCUUUACUCUUAAACCUAGAACUUAAUCAUAAUACAAGCUGAAUUAAGCUUAACUUUAGAUUAGAUUUAUACAUUUGGAUCAAGGUAUCUCUUGUUCAUAUGGGUCAUGUGACGAACAAAGCAGCUCUCAUAAAUGGUCUUGAUUUGGACCGGGAACUUGCUGUAUGCAUAUGUAUUUGGUUUUCCCCUGUAGUUUUCCAUGUUUUGUAUAAUUUGUGGUUGAGUUCUGUCUGUGGUAACCCAAUCUGACAAAAAAGACAAAAGAACAUUUAAAAUUGCUGUGGGAUCAAUGUAUUUUUUAUGUUUUCAUUGGGCUAACAUUGUAUCUUAUUGACUCACAAUUUUUUUUAAGAUGCCCAUUUAUAUAUCUUUUAAUUAUUUGUUCAUGUUUGCAGGUAUGUUUUUGUAAUUUGAUAAGAAUAGUGGUUUAAUUUUACUUUUUGUUUGCACGAGCCACUAAUCUAUCUACUAACCCUCUGAAGAAUGUUGUUACUUAUUUUAAACUUGUGUAAUGAACAGUGCACUUGGUCCCUUCUUUUAACCGGUAACCAGUAGAGCUUUUUUUUCGUGGUUACUGUACUAUUGUAAGUUUGUAGUUACCAUCAACUUUUUUGUACCGUUAAGAUGGGACUCCACCAAUGGAGAACGAAGUGGAACCUUGUCUCCACAUUGUCUACGAGAAUGUUAAGUUUCUAACAUAAUUUGUGUUGCUCUCAUUUACUGUUUUCUCCCCCUUUUUAAUUUUUUACGUUGUGUGCGCUCUUCAGCCGAACAUGAUAGUAGCCAGCCAUUUCAGUGUGACACUGUGUGUGCCUUUGAAUGAUGGUGCACUUUAGAUACCUGCCCAUCAGCUGAAUCGUCUACUUUGUAAAUAAAAGUAUUAGCCAUGGAAA
This is a messenger RNA of Thrips palmi, 3440 nucleotides long. Its product is annotated as zinc finger protein 594-like. Lineage: Eukaryota; Metazoa; Arthropoda; Insecta; Thysanoptera; Thripidae. Gene Ontology annotation, molecular function: RNA polymerase II cis-regulatory region sequence-specific DNA binding; DNA-binding transcription factor activity. The transcript is spliced from 7 exons. Gene Ontology annotation, biological process: regulation of transcription by RNA polymerase II. The coding region runs from base 323 to 1816 and encodes 497 amino acids. The record is from RefSeq and is a predicted model, not a curated record.